Molecule: messenger RNA, 1281 nt
Organism: Tripterygium wilfordii
Lineage: Eukaryota; Viridiplantae; Streptophyta; Magnoliopsida; Celastrales; Celastraceae
Product: heptahelical transmembrane protein 2-like
Exons: 4
Coding region: 148-1194 (348 amino acids)
Biological process (GO): response to hormone
Cellular component (GO): membrane
Molecular function (GO): signaling receptor activity
Source: RefSeq, a predicted model, not a curated record
UAAAAAAGGCAAGUAAACCUGUACUCGAUCAUGUGUAGAGGGGGAAGAGACACAGAGUUCUCAAAUACUCUGCAAUUCGGACCAGAUCCGCCAUAGACCAGGCGGAUUCCUCUACGGAAGUUCGAUUCCCGGCGAGGUCACGACAAUAUGAAAGGUCAUCGACAGAACUGUAACCAUAAUAAUCAUCAUAAAUCGGAGGAGAAGGAGAAGAAGACGAAGAGGCGAUUGAUGAAGUACGGAGACUUGCCGGAGUACUUGAAGGAUAACGAAUACAUAUUGGAUUAUUACAGAUGCGAGUGGCCAUUGAAGGAUGCCUUCCUCAGCAUCUUUUCCUGGCAUAACGAAACCCUCAAUGUCUGGACGCAUUUGGUCGGAUUCUUGAUAUUCGGGGCGUUAACGGUGAUGAGCUUGACGGAGAACGGCGACGGAUUGAUCAGAAAUUUCUCCAGAAAGCAGGUUUCAUCGCCGCUGAUGAUGAUGACGACUACGAUGAAGAAUGACACGAACGACGUCUCUGAACAUCAUGAUGUGUUUCCGGAUUCACAUUUGAGAUUGCAGCAAGCAGUGUUGCAUGUUCAUGAAGAUGGUAUACCAAGAUGGCCAUGGUUUGUUUUCUUAGGUGGAGCAAUGGGGUGUUUGAUUUGCAGCUCCCUCUCUCACCUCUUCGCUUGCCAUUCUAAGCGUUUCAACCUCUUUUUCUGGCGGCUUGAUUAUGCAGGAAUCUCACUUAUGAUAGUCUCUUCAUUCUUUGCCCCCAUUUACUACGCCUUCUCCUGCCACCCCAACGCGCGACUCUUUUACCUCACCUCCAUAUCUGUGUUCGGAGUGCUUGCCAUCAUCACCCUCCUUGCGCCAGCUCUGUCUGCUCCUAGUUUCCGGUGGUUCCGGGCCUCCUUGUUCCUCACUAUGGGAUUCUCAGGGGUUAUCCCAGCGUCACAUGCUGCUGUAAUUCAUUGGGGGCACCCGCAUAUAUUUAUAUCCAUUGGAUAUGAACUCGCAAUGGCCAUUUUUUACGCCGUGGGAGCCAUGUUUUAUGUUAGUAGAAUACCUGAACGAUGGAAGCCUGGUGCAUUCGAUAUUGCUGGACAAAGCCAUCAAAUUUUCCACGUCUUUGUUGUUCUAGGGGCUCUUGCUCAUAGCGCUGCCACUCUUGCUAUUCUGGAUUUCGGACAGGAAUCACCAGCAUGUGUAUGACCGAGGUUGUGUUUCUCCCAGCUUGCUUUGUACCACUAGAAAUAAUUAUCUGCAGUUCUAUUGAAGUGGAGAGAUCAUGUUACUGUA